Onychostoma macrolepis is the source of this 4510-nucleotide messenger RNA. RefSeq lists its product as uncharacterized. The coding region runs from base 607 to 1482 and encodes 291 amino acids. The record is from RefSeq and is a predicted model, not a curated record. NCBI's taxonomy places the organism in Eukaryota, Metazoa, Chordata, Actinopteri, Cypriniformes, Cyprinidae. The transcript is spliced from 5 exons.
UUUUUUUCCUUUUUUUGAAUUUUUUUUUUUUUUUUAGAUAUUUUAUUCUUUAUUCGUUGACAAUAAUACAGCAUGCGGGCAGUCUCCUGGCCAUAACAUACGAAAUGCAUAUAGCCUGUUUGGUAUUUCAAAAUAGCACAAAGCUGUGACGUUGCCAGGAGGGAGAAAAAUAUGUCUACUGGUGGGUGAAUUUAGACAUUAAAGUUUGUACAUUGUAAUGUAAUGUAGAUCAUUGCGCACAUGCAAUUUUAAACUUUAAUGACUUAUUGGAAACCUACUACUCCAAUACAACGCCUGCGUAAAGCAUCCACGUAGUGGAUCUAGUCAGUCCAUUACGUCGCCUCUUGCUGCAGUGAGGACAGUCUGCUCCUCUAAAUUUGCUAGGUUUUCUUUAAGCAUCGUUCCUAAAUUUGCGAAAACCCGUGAUUCUCAGAUGCUGUAACGUCUCUCUGUUUAGAGUGUAUUUUGUGAGAUAUUCACUCUUGUCAGUUGGUUCGGUUUAGGCUUAGGAACGACGAACAAAUUCAGCUAAACAGAAUAGUAGGCUAUACAUAAUCUCCAUUGAUCUUCUUUAUUAAAUUCAGAAUCUACAGCUCUGCAUAAAACAUGCAGAGCACGUUGUUGCCUUUUGUAUUAUUAUUCAUAAACGGUGUGUCUGAUGCAGAGACAGAUGAGAUGUUGUCAGUGAUGGAGGGGGAUUCUGUUACUCUACACGCUGAUCUUACUGAAAUACAGAACCAUGAUACCAUACUGUGGAUGUUUGGACCUAAAGACUCUAUAAUUUCUCAGUUAACAAGAAAGAACGAUUUGAAUUCAUUUUUUAUCACAGAUGAUGCUAGAUUCAGAGGCAGAUUGCAGCUGGACCAAAACACUGGAUCUCUCACCAUCAGAAACACCAGAAUCAGACACUCUGGACAAUAUAAACUCACCAUCUCUAGAGAAAAGACUACAUCUAAGACAUUUAAUGUUAGUGUCUUUGGUUUGCUUGGUGAGGCAGAUGUAGUGAAGUCAGUGUCAGUGACGGAGGGAAAUCCUGUCACUCUACAAACUAACACUGAAAUACACACAGAUGAUCUGAUAGUGUGGAGGUUUGGAGAAAAAGGCAUCCUCCUGGCUAAAAUUUAUGUAGAGACUAAUGAGACCUCAUUAAACGAUGCUGGUGAGAGAUUCAAAGAUCGACUCCAGCUGGAUCAUACUGGAUCUCUGAUCAUCGAGAACACCAGAACCACAGACUCUGGACUUUAUGAAGUACAGAUUAGAGGCAGUGAGAGCUCACACAAUAUAUUUAUCCUUUCUGUCCGUGGUUCAGGUCUGUCUCCAGGCGUUAUAGCAGGAAUAUGUGUUGCUGUUCUGAUUGUGGCUCCUGGUAUGAUUUACUGUUGCAUAUGUGCAAGGAAAAAGUAUUUUGAGAGAGAUGAGAACCCCUCGCCAGUCUUGUGGACUGAAGGUCAGUCUAGGGAAUUUAAAAACAGGCACUCUUAAAUGUGCAUUGAAAAUUGCCAGCUAAUAAAACCUGUGCUCCAGGGACCAUAUUCAGGAAAAAUGUAGCUCUUAACUGGCUGAGUUAGAUUAACAGUAGAAAAUCAGUCCAGUCUCCCCAGCUGUAAAUGUCAUUGGCUGUCUUGUGUUGCUUAUAAUAAAUUGACAUGUUGAUAUAACAAGCAAUCUUUAAGAAUGCUGUCAGUUACAUUUAGAUGCAUACUGUUCACAUUAGUGAGUCUGUCAAUUCUUCUUCAUCAGUCAGGAACCUAGGUGUGCUGUUUGAUAGCAAUCUUUCAUUUGAAAGCAAUGUUUCUAGCAUCUGUAAAACUGCGUUUUUUCAUCUCAAAAGCAUAUCUAAAUUACGACCUAUGCUCUCAACGUCAAAUGCAGAAAUACUAAUUCAUGCGUUUAUGAUCUCAAGGUUAGACUAUUGUAAUGCUUUAUUGGGUGGUUGUUCUGCACGCUUAAUCAACAAACUACAGAUGGUCCAAAAUGCAGCAGCUAGAGUCCUUACUAGAACCAGGAAAUAUGACCAUAUUAGCCCGGUUCUGUCAACACUGCACUGGCUCCCUAUCAAAUAUCGGAUAGAUUUUAAAAUCUUGUUAAUUACUUAUAAAGCCCUGAAUGGCUUAGCUCCUCAGUACUUGAGCGAGCUCUUAUCACACUGUAGUCCUCCACGUCCACUGCGUUCUCAAAACUCUGGCCGUUUGAUAAUACCUAGAAUAUCAAAAUCGACUGCGGGCGGCAGAUCCUAUUCCUAUUUAGCACCCAAACUUCUGGAACAGUCUACCUAACACUGUUCGGGAGGCAGACACACUCUGUCAAUUUAAAUCUAGAUUAAAGACCCAUCUCUUUAGCCUGGCUUACACAUAACACACUAAUACGCUUCUAUUAUUCAAAUCCGUUAAAGGAUUAUUAGGCUGCAUUAAUUAGAUCAACCGGAACCGGGAACACUCCCCAUAACACACGAUGUACUCAUUACAUCGUAAGUAGAAUGGCAUCUACGCUAAUAUUUGUCUGUUUCUUUCCUAUUCUGUUUCUCAGUCUGUAUCUGAUCAGAUGGUGGAUCAGCACCAAGAGAUGAUGUCUACAGCCCUGAUCGUCAGCGGAGACCAGGACAUCUAGAUGAGCCGCAGAGACAUAUCCCCAGCGAAAACCUAAAUUAAAAUACAAUAAAACUAAAAAUAUAAUAAAAUACCUAACUACAUAAUACUAUUAUUGUUAGAAAUUGCAACAACAAAAAAAAAAAAAAUAGAAAUAUAAACUUUUGAACUGCGGGUUUCAUCUGGUCAGAGGAGAACUGGCCCCCCGACUGAGCCUGGUUUCACCCAAGGUUUUUUUCUCCAUUCUGUCACAGAGAGAGUUUUGGUUCCUUGCCGCUGUCGCCUCUGGCUUGCUCAGUUGGGGACACUUAAUUUUCUAGUGAUUAUCGCAAUUUGAUUGCACAGAUACUAUUUAAACUAAACUGAGCUAGACAAUGACAUCUCUGAAUUCAAUAAUGAAAUGCCUUUAACUGAAAAUUGAGUGCUUAAUCUUAUCAUUACAUUACUGACACUCUAUCCUCCAAUUUGAUACUGUUAAGUGCUUUGACACAAUAUGUAUUGUUAAAAGCGCUAUAUAAAUAACGGUGACUUGACUUGACUAGUGUUUAUGGGGUGUCGCUUUGGAACGGGUGAGGGUUAGAAAAAAACCAGUAUGCUCACUACAAAAAACUAGACUACACCACUGCCGUAAGGGUAUGUCUACACUAGGGGUGUCCCCGAAUAGUCGAGGCUUCGAUUGGAGGAGCCUGAUUCAACUACCAAUCUCACAGUUGAAUAUUCGCGGGGUGUUAUGAUCAUGCCAUUUUGACUAUAUGGGGGUGCUCAGUGUCUGAUUUCACAUCGAACUACUGGUUUUCUCCCAAUAAGUUAAUACAGCCUAUUGUAUAAUGCUGUAAAUAAGAAUCUUAAAAGAAAGAAGCUUUAAAUAAAUAACUAAUAAAUCCAACUUCCCCUAUAGAUUAAAGUUUCGCUUUCUAAUUCGUCACCGACAGAGGAGCAUCUUGGCGGCAGGGAUUUAAAUCUUUAACAAGACUCAAAUUGACACAGGCAGAGUGGAAGACUUCAUUUUUUUAGAUCAGGUAGGGUACAACAAGUGAUUUCAAAAUGUUUCAGUCAGUUUAUUUAUAUCGUAUAUAUAUUAUUUAUCUCGUAUAUGAUGCAUUUGGUUGAGUUACGCUACAGUAAAGCGCUUCAUUGUAGUACUAUACGGUGAUUAUUUCUUCAGCGCGCGGUGUGAGCAGGACAGCAAUGCAGAAUAUUAAUAACUAUGACUGGCACUGUCAUAUAGGCUACAUAGCAUUAUAAUGAGAACACUAUUAUAAUAAAACGCUGUGAUUUUUUAGUGUUUAGUUGUGUUUCUGCAUGUUAUUGCGUGAAGAACGCGUCCACAAAAGGAGUUCAUUCAGAGCCACGCAGACACGUUCAUGUGCAUUCAGGGCAUUUUGUGCAGAUAGUCUAUAAGUCGUAAUAUUAACGUUAUGUUAUAUAAAUAACGAAGCGUAUUCUAUGUGAGAUAAAUGAGUUAAAUCCUAUUGAUUAAAAACCGGCUAUAUGCUUCAUUCUACUCCUCAUCUUCAGCGCGCGCAGCUCAAAACAGAACUGCAGAACGUGACUAAAGCUGAUUUUCGUGACAGAAGCUUCCGCAGUGCAGAAUGACUGCCAUAGAACAAAAACACAUAGUAAAAAGAAGAAUUAAAAAUAGAACAAGUAAAUAAGGAAUAACAAUAUACAAAUUGACAUGUAUGUACAGGUUUGUUCGGAAUGAGUAAGUAAAAAACAUCGGAGAUGGAGAGCACAUUAUAAGUCCUGUAUGCAGAUUUUAAGCGUGCAUCCCUCUCACUCAUUCUGAGAAUUUGUUCAAGGGCACAAAUCCGUCAAAGAGGAGUUUCACAGGACUGUAUGUCAGUGGUUUAUAAAUUGGUUUAAAUGAGGCUAAUCUGAUAAAAGACAUUCACUUGAUAACAUCUGUCUGUGACCUCUGGAAG